Molecule: messenger RNA, 1813 nt
Organism: Cyprinodon variegatus (sheepshead minnow)
Lineage: Eukaryota; Metazoa; Chordata; Actinopteri; Cyprinodontiformes; Cyprinodontidae
Product: proline-serine-threonine phosphatase-interacting protein 1-like
Exons: 15
Coding region: 141-1388 (415 amino acids)
Biological process (GO): actin filament polymerization
Cellular component (GO): actin filament; plasma membrane; cytoplasm
Molecular function (GO): actin filament binding
Source: RefSeq, a predicted model, not a curated record
UGAAUGACACGACCAAGAGAGUAAGAGUUGCUGCAUGAAAGCGUGUUUCCUGAAUGUGACAUGAUGCAUUUGACUUGCAUCGCGCUACAGCUUGUUUCACCUCUGCAGGAUUUUUAACUGAGAGUUACAGCACUGCUGACAUGGCAUUACAAUUCAAAGAUGCAUUUUGGGGCAACGACUUUGUCAGCAAUGCUGGUUAUGACGCUAUUAUUCAGAGACUUAAUGAUGGUCGGCGUACUUGCAAGGAUGUGGAGGAUCUCCUGAAAAUGAGAGCAUCAGCCGAAGAGAAAUAUGGGAAGGAGCUGGUCUCAAUAGCUCGGAAGGCAGGGGGUUCAGCUGAGAUCAGCACUUUGAGAGCAUCAUUUGAGGAAAUGAAAACACAAAUUGAAAAUGUAGGAAACUUGCACAUUCAAUUGUCUGGCCUUCUAAAGGAAGAGGUGAAGAGAAUGGAGGAGUUCAGGGAGCGACAGAAAGAGCAGAGAAAAAAGUUUGAGACCAUCAUGGAGAAGGUCCAGAAAUCAAAAAUCUCCCUCUACAAGAAAACAAUAGAUUCUAAAAAGUCAUAUGAGCAGCGCUGCAAAGAGGCGGAUGAGGCAGAGCAAACCGCAGAGAGGCUGGGCAACGCGCCCACGGCCACUCCCAAACAGAUCGAAAAGAUGAACAACAAAUCUAAGCAGUGCCGAGAGGCUGCAGUUGAAGCAGAGAAGCAGUACAGGUCAAACAUUGAACAGCUUGAACGGAUUCGUCAGGAGUGGGAGGCGACGCAUAUUGAGACCUGUGAGAUGUUUCAGCAGCAAGAGGAAGAUCGCAUCAGUGUCAUUAGGAAUGCAUUGUGGGUACACUGUAACCAGCUUUCAAUGCAAUGUGUCAAAGAUGACGAGUGUUGCGAAAAUGUCAGACAGUCGCUUGAAAACUGUGACAUCAUCAAGGACAACAACAACUUUGUGGAGAUGAAAAAGUGUAACCCGACCCCCCCAGCUCCAAUCGAAUAUCAAAGUUACUACGAGAAUAAUGCUUCAGUGCAGAAAAACGGCAGCGCUGGAUUUGUAGAAGGAGUCAAGAAAAGGUUUUCAAAUCUAUUGCCGGGAAGCUGUACAUUUGGCUCCAAGCUGAACAUCAAUGAGGGAGUAUCUGAACCUCCUGAUUAUUCGUCUUCAGCAGGAACAUCAGAUGGCGUUUAUGCCACCAUUCCUGGAUUUCCGCCGUCCCAGCCGAGCAGUAAUGAGUACAAGGCUAUAUAUGACUACAUAGCACAGGGGGAAGAUGAACUCUCCAUAUCAGCCGGGGAUGUUGUGGAUGUGAUAGAAGAGGGAGAAGAUGGCUGGUGGACAGUACGAAGAAAUGGUCUUUCUGGUUUGGUUCCUGGUUCUUAUCUUUCUAAGGAAUAAACCAGGCCUCCCUUUUUACAUGUACGUUUUAUGGAUUUUGAUUUUCUCUCCGGAUAACCCACUUUGCUGCCCUUAGCUACAUCCAGAAGAAGAGUAAUGCUUCCUUUGUUCUGUACAGUGCGUUCAAACUAAUGACCACAACUCAGUGAACCACUUUAUAUCAACAAUCUAAACAGAAACUGUUGUUGCCACAAUGAUAUCUGUAAAUAAUGGCCCAAAAAAACAGCAGCAGUUACUACAAGAAAUUACAUGUUUUAGACAACUGUCUACUGUUCUCCUUCGUGAACUAUUGACAGCUAGAAUCCAACUAGAGCCUUUGCACAGGAACAUGGCACUAAUGCUUAUUGACAAACUUUAGUUUUAUGUUAAAUGGGAAUUGUUUAAAUGUUUGCAGGAUGUCUGUUUUUACCUUGAAUGUAAUUUAU